AUGCCGUCCUCAUCAACUGCCACUCGCCGCUGCUUCUUCUCACUUCCCUCUUCAUCUUUAACCCACGCACUUCCUCCCCCGUCUUCUCCCCUCCAACCUUCUCUCCACUUCCCCCCUUCCCCCCCCCUUCUCCCCCCCCCUCUUCCCCUCUUCCACCCCCAACGCCCUUUCUCUCCCGCUUCCCCCCAGGACGAUGCUCUCGCCAGAGCAGACGAGGCUCGGAAGGCUGCCGAGGCUAAGAAGGCGCUUCGUGCGGCAAACCUGCGGCCGAAGCGGCUGGGCGCGAGCGGCGAGGGCAAGGGCCUGGAUUCAAGCAUCAAGCGCAACACGGCGGUGAUCCGACGGCUGAAACAGCUCAGCGAGGAUCAGAGGGAAACCAUUUUGGAUGAGGUGCGGGCAGUGAACAUGAGCAAGUACGUGUCAGAAGCAGUGGCGGCCAUAGCGGAGGCCAAGCUCAAGAUGGCAGACAUCCCCGCUGCCGUGCAGGUCUGCUCGCUGCUGCACCAGCGCUACGCAGACUUCUCCCCAGCCCUCAUCCCCACCCUGCUCCGCGUCCUCAUGCCAUCCCCACCCUCCUCCAAACCAACCACCGGCACCAGCACCAGCGGUGGCAGCAGCAGCACCAUCAGCAGCAGCUUGUUUUUCGAUGAUUUCGACGGGAGCGCUGUUAGUGCGGGCGGAGCAGGGGGGGGGAUCAGCGGAGCAGGGGUGGCAGGAGCGGGAGCAGCGGGAGGAGGGGGGGCGGUGGCAGGGGCGGGUGGUGCAGGCACAGGGGCGAGCCUCUCUGCUCGAAUAUCGCGGAAGCGCAGCGUGUUUCGGCUGCUAGUGGAGCUGUUCUUAUGCGGAGUGUACGGCGAUGCGAGUGUGAUUAUCGGCGUCGUGAAGGAGAUGGCGAGCGCGGAUGGGGCCGGGCUUGUAGCAGCCGCAGCAGCGGCGGCGGCGGCAGGAGGAGGAGCGGGAGGGGGAGCGGAAGUGGGUAUUGGUGCUGGGAAGAGUGAGAGGGAGAAGGAGAGGCUGGAGAGGGAGAGGGAGGCGGUGACCAUGUCUGUGACGCUCAUGCUCAGCUUUGUGCGCGUGGGAGGGCCGCUACUAGGGUUCAAGAGCGACCCAGCAGAUGAGGAGGUCUACACAGACCUCCCCGUAACCGCAGAGCAGCGCAAGCAGCUUUCCAAGCUGGUCUCCUCAUUCUUCGAGGCGCUGUGCACGCUCGUGCAGAGCGAGCAGGGCGUGCUAAGGGGCAUGGAGCGGGACAUAGCGCGCAUCACGGCGCAGAGAGGGGAGGUGGGCGAGGACGUGACGGGCGCGUAUGAGAAGAGCCGCCGAGGGCUGGAGCAGCUGCUGCGCAACACCAACGCCCUGGCUGAGGCUCUGGACCGUCCACCUGUCGUGCUGCCAGAGGACGAGCACACCACCCACGUGGCAGGGGGCGGGGACAGCUCAGCAGGGAGCGCAGGAGGGGCGGGGGCGGACGGUGGGAAGAGAGAGGCUGAGCCUUUACCCCUGUGGGAUGAUGAUGAGACGAGAGUGUUCUAUGAAGACCUGCCGGACUUGAAGCUGUUUGUUCCUGCCGUGCUGCUGGGUGAUGGGGGCGGGAAGGGCGGAAAGGGGGAUGGCGAGGAGAAGGAGAGUGAGGAGGGCGAGGGGAAGGAGGAGAAGGAGAAGGAUAAAGAGAAGGGGAAGGAGAAGGGGAAGGAGAAGGAUAAGGAAGAGAAGGAGAAGGGGAAGGAGAAGGAUAAGGAGAAGGGGAAAGAGAAGGAGAGUGAGAAGGAGAAGGAGAAGGUGAAGGGAGUGGAGGCAGCGAAGCUAGACGACUUGUUGCAGCGCCUGCCGUCCUGCGUCAGCAGAGACCUCAUCGACCAACUCGCUGUGGACUUCUGCUACGUGAACAGCAAGGCCAGUCGCCGCAGGCUGGUGCGGGCGCUCUUUGCGGUGCACCGCACGGCGCUGCAGCUGCUGCCGUACCACGCACGCCUGGCCGCCACGCUGGGGCAGUACAUGCGCGAUGUGGGGCCGGCGCUGGUGCACCUGCUGGAAGAGGAGUUUGCGGCGCUCAAGAGCAAGAAGGAUCAAAUCAACAUAGAGUCGAAGAUGCGUAACAUCCGCUUCCUGGGCGAGCUAGCCAAGUUCAAGGUCGCGCCACCAAGCCUCAUCUUCAGCUGCCUCAAGUCGUGCCUGGAGGACUUCUCCCACCACAGCAUCGACGUGGCGUGUGCGCUGCUUGAGACGUGCGGGGCCUUCCUCUCCCGCCACCCCGACACCAAGGUGCGCAUGGGCAACAUGUUGGACAUCAUCCAGCGCCUCAAGAACGCGCGCAGCUUCGACGCGCACCACUCCACGCUCAUUGACAACGCUUACUUCCUCUGCCGCCCCCCGGACCGCGUCGCCAAGGUUGUGAAGACAUACCCGCCGCUGCACCAGUACAUCCGCAAGCUGCUCUACGCUGACCUCAGCAAAUCCACCGUCGAGAAGGUUCUGCGGCAGCUGAGGAAGCUUCCGUGGGGCGAGUGCGAGGGGUACGUGGUGCGGUGUCUGGUGAAGGCCCACCGCGCGCGCUUCAACCAGAUCCACCUGCUCGCCUCGCUCGUCGCUGCUCUGUCCAGAUUCAGAGAAUCUGUCGGGGUGGCCGUGGUUGAUCAGCUAAUGGAGGACAUUCGGUUGGGCCUGGAGGUCCCAGACAGCAGCUACCAGCAGCGGCGCAUCACAGCGCUGCGCUUCCUGGGCGAGCUGUACAGCUACCGCGUGGUGGACUCGCACCUCGUCUUCGACACGCUGCACCUGCUGCUCUUCUUCGGCGCUGAUACCCCCGAGCACCUCAUGCUGGACCCACCGGACGAUUCCUUCCGCAUCCGCAUGGCAGCGACGCUCCUCGCCACGUGCGGCCACUUCUUUGACCGCGGCUCAUCGCGGCGCCGCCUCGACCGCUUCCUGCUGCUCUUCCAGGCCUACAUGCUCGCCAAGCCCUCCGUGCCACUUGAUGUGGAGUUUGACCUGCAGGCUGUGGAGACGGACGUGGCUCUUCCAGGCCUACAUGCUCGCCAAGCCCUCCGUGCCACUCGACGUGGAGUUUGGCUUGCAGGUGGAGAGGGAGGGGGUUUAGUGUUGGGGACGGGGGGGGAGGAGAAGGUGCUGGAUACGGCACGUGGAGGGCAGGGUAGGGGCUUGCACACAGAGGUUUCUACCAGGCCUAGGUGUGGUUCUUUCUUCCUUCAGUUCUCUGGGUCUUGGGCCAUAAACCUCGUCGUGGUCUCUCCGCAAUCUCGCAUUCUCUGCUCCCUUGUGGCGCCGGCCGUCGUUCAGGAUCUAUUCGCCAAGCUGCGGCCGCGCAUGAAGCGAUUCGCCACUCUGGAAGAGGCGCAGGCGCAGCUGCUGCAGGACGCUGAGAGGGCCGCUGGCAAGGGCGGGGGAGGGGGCGGCGGGAGAGGAGGGGACGGGGCUGGUGCUGGUGGGGCUUCUGGGGCUGCAGCGGGGAUGGGAGGAGCGGCGGGAGGAGGUGGGGGAGGAGGGGGGGGGCUUGGGGUCAUCCCUGAGAAUGUUGACGUGCAGAUGGAGCAAGGGGGGAAGGCGGGGGAGGGAGGGGAGGAGGAGAGGAGUGAUAGCGAGGAGGAGACUGUGGGGGGGGAUGAGGAGGAGGGAGGGGAGGAGGACGACGGGGAUGAGACAGGGGAUGGGGAGGACGGGGGAGGAGAGGACGACGAUGACGAAGGGGAGACGGAGGGGGAGGGGGGCGCGGGGGGGGAAGCAAGCGAGGCGGAGGAAGGGGAGGGGGAUGACGACAAAGUGAAGCUGGUCGGGGGGAGGAAAGAAGCGGAGGUGGAUCCGGAGGAGCUAGAAGACUUUGACAAGGAGUUUCGAGCGCUCAUGCAGGAGAGCCUUGCAGAGAGGAAGCUGGAGAAGCGGGGUGCGGGCGUGCUGAACAUAUCGAUUCCCAUGAGCUUGCUCGAUGGGAGCUCGGGGAACAAGCAGCAGGCGAGGGAGUUGAUGGUUCCUAGUGACAGUGCUAUUGCGGUGGCGACGCGGCGCAAGGAGGAGGAGGAGGAGAAGGAGAGACAGGAUAUCAAGAGACGCGUGCUGGAGUAUAAUGAGCGGGCGGAAGAGGAGAGGCCGUUUGCGCCUGCUGCUGUGGGCAUGAGGGAGCGAAGCCAACGAGUCCAUCAUGUUAUCGUCUCAGCACACACCGCUGCCCUCAAUAUUGCGCCCAACUUCUCCGCGCAGCCGUUCUUGGCGGUGGUAGCUUUUGAGUCGACUCAAAAGUCACUUCUCCGCAGCCGUCCUUGGCGGUGGUAG
Messenger RNA from Closterium sp. NIES-65, 4284 nucleotides. Lineage: Eukaryota; Viridiplantae; Streptophyta; Zygnematophyceae; Desmidiales; Closteriaceae. The record is from the annotation of a GenBank genome assembly.